Messenger RNA from Bactrocera tryoni, 1052 nucleotides. RefSeq lists its product as uncharacterized. The transcript has a single exon. Bases 90 to 287 code for a protein of 65 amino acids. NCBI's taxonomy places the organism in Eukaryota, Metazoa, Arthropoda, Insecta, Diptera, Tephritidae. The record is from RefSeq and is a predicted model, not a curated record.
GAAUCCCACAUAUAUAAUAAAUUUUGUUUUUAAGGACGAUAAAGUGUAGUAAAUUAUGCAGUUGCCCUUUCAUAAAGGGGUUUAAAGGAAUGAAUGAGAAUUACAGCAAAGAUUGUUUGGGGCUUUGUUUAAGGAUAUCCGCACUUCACCAAACGUGGAAGUGGUUGCAUCAAACAAUCGCGUUACAUGAAUAUUUAAUAUCUGUAACUGCAGCAAGCUCGGCAGGAAAUCACUGCGAUAAGAAUUUGAUGUAUUUCAAGGUCGCCAAAGAACAUAAGAAAAAUUAAAAUAAACAUAUUCAACAUACUCUUAAUAAUUAAAAGGACCAUUUUUAAGUGUAAAUAAUGUUGACUUAAGGAAUGUGUCGCGAGCAACGUUAACAAAUUGAAAGAAAUAUAAUUGUUAAGUAAUAGUCGAUCAAAAUAUAGUAAUCUCUGUAUUUAAAAAAUUGUGCUGUAACGAUGAAUACCAUAAUAACCAAAGGUUACAAAAGAGGCAUUCAUAAAUGUCUAUAUUCUGUUUUUGAAGAAGCUCAUAUUAAUUUACCGCAAAAAUUUUUUCAUUCGAAUUACAAAAAUCAAAAUAAUAGGACAACAAAUAAUUAUGGAUUACCCCCGUCUUCAUUUGUUACUAAUUCAACUAAUAAUAAUUUAAAAAGUUCAAAUGUUACGAAAAUAUCUGAUGGAAAUAUUAGAAAAUCAGUGUUCAUUUCACAGUCAUAUGACGUAUUUACUAACUUAGCUCUUGAGGACUGGUUGUACAGAAAUUUCGAUUUCAGCCAUCAUCACGUAUUAUUAUUAUGGGUAAAUGAUCCAUGUGUUGUGAUAGGUCGUCAUCAGAAUCCCUUUAUGGAAACAAAUGUGUCGAAAUUGAAUUCAAAUGGCGUGACUAUAGCUCGUCGGAACAGUGGUGGUGGGGCCGUAUACCAUGAUCGUGGUAACCUCAAUUGCACAUUUUUUACGCCACGAGAAAGAUAUGACAGGAAAUAUAAUUUGAACAUUUUAACACGAGCACUAUUUCGAGAAUGGGCCAUUAAAUCGGAAAUAAAUAAA